ACGACACUACACUUCCCUGCUUUUGCUCACACUGCCCCAAAAGAACUCACAGUAACACUUUGACUGUUCAGAGAGAGAGAGAGAGAGAGGUAGAGAUGGUGCUUUACAACAAUGAUAGUUGCAAAUCGGUUUCCACUCUAAUGCUUCUGGUUGGUCUCUGCGUCUUCGCUGCAGCCUCCGACGGCAAAACUUCGCCGGUCGAAGACGGCUUGGUUGUUAACGGCGACUUCGAGACUCCACCGUCAAACGGCUUCCCUGAUGACGCCAUGGUCCAAGACUCCACCGAGAUCCCUAGCUGGCGAUCUGACGGCACCGUGGAGCUAAUAAAGUCCGGUCAAAAACAAGGAGGAAUGAUCCUGAUCGUUCCCGAGGGACGCCACGCCGUGAGGUUAGGAAACGAUGCUGAGAUCAGCCAAGAGCUCGCGGUGGAGAAAGGUUUUAUCUACUCCGUCACGUUCAGCGCCGCACGCACGUGCGCGCAGCUCGAGUCGCUGAACGUUUCGGUGGCUUCCGAUGAGCCCAUCGCGUCGCAGACCAUUGACCUGCAAACGCUUUACAGCGUUCAAGGGUGGGACCCUUAUGCUUGGGCGUUUGAAGCGGUUGAGGAUCGCGUCCGGUUGGUGUUUAGGAAUCCUGGUAUGGAGGAUGAUCCUACUUGUGGCCCAAUCAUCGACGACAUCGCCGUCAAGAAACUCUUUACUCCUGAUAAACCCAAAGGCAAUGCCGUGGUUAACGGAGAUUUCGAAGAAGGUCCAUGGAUGUUCAGAAACACGACCCUAGGUGUUCUCCUUCCGACAAACCUCGACGAAGAAACCUCCUCUCUUCCCGGUUGGACCGUCGAAUCAAACCGGGCAGUCCGGUUUAUCGACUCAGACCACUUCUCGGUCCCUGAGGGAAAGCGAGCGGUGGAGCUUCUAUCGGGCAAAGAAGGCAUCAUCUCUCAAAUGGUUGAGACAAAGGCCAACGUUCCGUACAAGAUGUCUUUCUCGUUGGGCCACGCAGGCGACAAGUGCAAGGAGCCUCUGGCUGUAAUGGCGUUUGCCGGCGAUCAAGCUCAGAACUUUCACUACAUGGCGCAAGCGAACUCUAGUUUCGAAGUCUCCGAGUUGAAUUUCACGGCGAAGGCAGACCGUACGAGGAUUGCUUUCUACAGCGUUUAUUACAAUACUAGGACGGAUGAUAUGAGCUCCUUGUGUGGGCCUGUGAUUGAUGACGUCAGGGUUUGGUUCUCCGGGUCUAGUAGAAUUGGGUUUGGGCUUCCGGUUUUGGUUCUGGUUCUCGCAUUGGUUUUUAUCUAGAUUGUUCCGGUUUAAAUUUUCCUGAAUAUGUAUUGGCAGACCAGGAAUUUAUAGGUUUGUUCCAAUGUUGUAUGGUUAAGUAUCGGUUCAAGAUAACCAUGAAUGAGAAAGUCUUUUAUGUUUUAUUGUAAUUCAUGGUCCAAUGUAAGACGUUUUGAUGAAUCAGACUUGAUCAAGGUUCAGGGUCA
Brassica oleracea var. oleracea is the source of this 1486-nucleotide messenger RNA. RefSeq lists its product as uncharacterized. NCBI's taxonomy places the organism in Eukaryota, Viridiplantae, Streptophyta, Magnoliopsida, Brassicales, Brassicaceae. The coding region runs from base 96 to 1298 and encodes 400 amino acids. The transcript is spliced from 3 exons. The record is from RefSeq and is a predicted model, not a curated record. Gene Ontology annotation, cellular component: plasma membrane.